GUAGAACCAUCAUCGAGAUUCCACAACCAUCAUCCAUCAACUACAGUCUGUGUCUGUCUGCUUAGAUCUUGCUGAUUCUGAUCCCCCUUGCUCUCCUCAAAGACCACACUACUAGAAGAUGCUCAGCUCCUCAGCCAUCCGUACUACUGCUAAGCGCUCAAUUGCCUUGAGACGUUCAAUUGCAACUGGCCAUGGUAAAACUCAAUACACUUCAUUGAAAAAUGGUGUCACCGUUGCCACUGAAGCCAACUCAGAUGCCAAAUCAGCCACUUUAGGUUUAUACUUUGGUGCUGGUUCCACCGCUGAAAACCCAUACAACAAUGGUGUUUCCACUUUAUUGAACAAAGUUAUUGUUAACGAAAACCAAACUGAAGCUUUAACCAACGGUUUCAAAUUAGGUGCUGAAACCUCAAGAGAUUUCGUUGCUUACCACACUCAAGGUUUGAAACAAUCAUUACCAAAAGCUUUAGAUUUAUUAAAUGCUAAAGUUGCUCAAGCUGAAUUCAAAGCUGAUUCAGUUUUAAAACAACGUGAAAUUGCUGCUAAAGAAGCUGAAUAUUUCGAAGAAAACAACCAUGCUGGUAGAGUCUUACAACAUUUACAUGCCACUGCUUUCCAAAACACUCCAUUAGCUUUACCAACCAUUGGUACUGUUGAAACUUUAUCAAGUCUUGUAGACUAUGAUUUAACUUCAUUCCACAAAAAGCAGUACGUUGCUUCAAAUGCUGUUGUUGUUGCUACUGGUGAUGUUAACCAUCAAGAAAUUGUUGAUUUAGUUGAAAAGAAAUUAAACAUUCAAGCUGGUGAAGCUCCAGAAAUCAGAAAACCACAAUUCUUGGGUUCAGAAGUUAGAUUAAGAGAUGAUACUUUACCAAAAGCUUGGAUUUCUAUUGCUCAAAAGGGUGAAGCUUUAAACUCUCCACAUUACUACACUGCUAAAGUUGCUGCUCAAAUCUUUGGUGACUACAACUACCAUGAACCAAUCUCAAGACACUUGGGUGUUAAAUUAACUGGUAUUGUUAACGAAAACCAUUUGGCUGAUACCUGGAACCAUUUCUCAUUAUCAUACAAAGAUGCUGGUUUAUGGGGUUUCCAAACUCAAAUCUCAAACAUUGAUCAAAUUGAUGAUUUAGUUCAUUUCACUUUAAGAGAAUGGAACAGAUUAACCAUCUCAAUCAGUGAAACCGAAGUUGCUAGAGGUAAACAAUUAUUGAAAAACAACAUCUUGUUUGAAUUAUCAUCUCCAUUAGCUGUCGCCAACGAUAUUGGUGCUAAAGUUAUUGCUCAAGGUAGAAGACCAUCAGCUGAAGAAAUCUUUGCUCAAAUUGAUAAAGUUAACGUUGCUUCAAUUAAAGCUUGGGCUGGUGAAAAAUUAUGGGAUCAAGAUGUUGUUGUUGCUGGUACUGGUCAAAUCGAAGAUUUACUCGAUUACAACAGAAUCAGAAACGAUACUUCAAUGUUGAGAUGGUAGAUUUAAUCAUAAAAUAUCAUGGGAAUAAUAAAGACAGGAAUCAAAAAUUAAGACAAAAAAAAUAAAAAAAGUUACUUAUAAUAUUCUAAUAUUCAAAUCUGUAAUUACAAUCCAACAAGAUAUACAAGAUAAAAUCAAUCAGCAAUAUAAAAAAAACAUUUAAACAAAACAUCAUCAAGGUAUUAUCAUGUUCUCCAUAACUUGUGUGAUUUAUCAUUUUCAUCAAUUAUAAACUAUUUAUGUGUGUUCUUUUUAUUAUUUUGGGGGAGAUUUAGACGGAGUUUGUUACAAUUUAUUGAAAAAGAAAUGAAGUAACGUUUGUAUAUAAUACAUUUAUUCAAGAAACAAAUUCUAAUUUUAUUCUCCAAUAUAAUUCAAGAACCUUUUGAAACGUCGAAGUCAUUUUUUUUUAUAUUAUUAUCAAAUUUUUUCCAUAUGCAAAC
This is a messenger RNA of Hansenula anomala, 1914 nucleotides long. RefSeq names its product ubiquinol--cytochrome-c reductase subunit COR1 (gene COR1). Gene Ontology annotation, biological process: aerobic respiration. Bases 119 to 1471 code for a protein of 450 amino acids. Gene Ontology annotation, molecular function: metalloendopeptidase activity; metal ion binding. Gene Ontology annotation, cellular component: mitochondrion. The record is from RefSeq and is a predicted model, not a curated record. The transcript has a single exon. NCBI's taxonomy places the organism in Eukaryota, Fungi, Ascomycota, Saccharomycetes, Phaffomycetales, Wickerhamomycetaceae.